Dreissena polymorpha is the source of this 342-nucleotide messenger RNA. RefSeq names its product octapeptide-repeat protein T2-like. The record is from RefSeq and is a predicted model, not a curated record. NCBI's taxonomy places the organism in Eukaryota, Metazoa, Mollusca, Bivalvia, Myida, Dreissenidae. Bases 1 to 342 code for a protein of 113 amino acids. The transcript is spliced from 3 exons.
AUGUCGAAUACGGACGAAUUUAGCGGAGAGAAGGGGACGAAACGUGGUGGGAGGGGGAGACGUGGUAAAAGAGGGAGCAGUGGCAUGAGACAGGAGAGAGAGACAAGCGCUAGUAGCAGAGUCGGAGCAAGCAGAGGUGUAAGCGAGAGCCGGGGGAGAAGUGGCAGUCGGGGAAGAGGCAGGAGUCAGGGGAGAGGUGGAAGCCAAAGAGGGAAAGCGCCAAAGGCAUCAAUCGAAGACAGGCAGCGUGUUAAGGAAAAGAGAAAUGAAGCGAAAGAGAGAAUGAAGGAUGUGGUGAAAGCAAUGGAUGUGGAAAGACUGAGGGAGCUGGUCAGCUCAUAG